AAACACAAACGUUAACAAAUUAGGGAUAAGGAAAGAAAAUCUCUGAAGGCCGUCUCAUCAGAUUUCUUUCUCCAUUUUUUCUUUUAACGUUUGGUUUCGUCUCUAAUUCGUUAUCUUCCCUAGAAAAAUCAGAUUUUUUUUCCCUGAAUCAAAGUUGUCUCGUAGAAGCUCUUAAUAGAUCAGACGAUAAUCGAAGCCGAACACCCAUUUUUUCUUUUUCUUCCGAUUCAUCUCUCCGCGACCUGAUCUGAAGCUUUUGUCAGAAAAUAGUCAGAAUUUUUCGAUGACGAUGGUGGUCAAUGGGUGAUUUUGUAGUCUCGUGUUUAUAGAAGAAGCUUAGCUCAAUCAAUUAGAUUACUUGGUAAUCGAUUUGGGUCAAACACUUUUGAUCGAUUUAGCGAUUGGAGCGUGGAUUUGGUUUGAAUUUGAGGGAUUCAUACUGGAAAUUUCCUACUUGGUGAGAAAAAAAAUUGAUUUUGUGGUUUUGUCGUUGAAAAAUUCGAUCUAUUCGAUUAGAGAUCUGGGUCAACUUGGGUUUUCUCGGUAUUAGAGUUUUAAGAGAUCUUAUCAGCUUUUGGGGUUUAAUUUGAGGUGAAUUAGAAUAAAAACAGAUCGAAGAAAGAAGAAAACUUUUUGGUUGGAAUUGUUAAAACCAUGGAUCGUGUGGUUGGUGGCAAGUAUAAGCUGGGACGUAAACUCGGAAGUGGAUCAUUUGGUGAACUUUUUCUAGGGGUCAAUGUGCAAACUGGAGAAGAAGUGGCUGUGAAGCUUGAACCUGCCAGGGCUAGGCAUCCUCAACUUCAUUAUGAGUCAAAGCUCUAUAUGCUGCUCCAAGGAGGAACUGGUAUUCCUCACCUAAAAUGGUAUGGGGUCGAGGGUGAAUACAACUGCAUGGUGAUUGAUCUUCUGGGACCUAGCAUGGAGGAUUUGUUCAAUUAUUGUAGCCGGAGGUUCAAUCUAAAGACAGUUCUAAUGCUCGCUGAUCAGAUGAUAAAUAGAGUCGAGUAUAUGCAUGUCCGGGGAUUUCUUCAUCGUGAUAUCAAGCCAGAUAACUUUUUAAUGGGUCUUGGACGCAAAGCAAACCAGGUGUACAUCAUUGACUACGGGCUUGCGAAAAAGUACCGAGAUCUUCAAACUCAUAGGCACAUUCCCUACAGGGAAAACAAGAAUCUUACUGGAACAGCUCGAUAUGCAAGUGUUAACACUCAUCUUGGAAUUGAGCAAAGUAGGAGGGACGAUCUGGAAUCUCUUGGCUAUGUGCUUAUGUAUUUUCUUCGGGGAAGUCUGCCUUGGCAAGGCCUUCGUGCAGGUACCAAAAAGCAGAAAUAUGACAAGAUCAGCGAAAAGAAAAGGCUUACACCCGUAGAGGUUCUCUGUAAAUCCUUUCCACCUGAGUUCACAUCAUACUUUCUAUAUGUACGUUCAUUGCGGUUUGAAGACAAACCAGACUAUCCUUACCUGAAGAGGCUUUUCAGAGAUCUCUUUAUUCGAGAAGGUUAUCAGUUUGACUAUGUUUUUGAUUGGACAAUCUUGAAGUAUCCACAGUUCGGUUCCAGCUCUAACUCCAGCUCCAAACCAAGAUCAAGCCUUAGACCAGCUCUGAAUCCUCCAGUGCCAUCCGCUGAGAGACCAGAGAAACCUUCAGCUGGACAAGAGAGCCGAGAUAGAUUCUCUGGUGCUUUAGAGGCAUAUGCUAGAAGAAAUGGCUCAGGAAGCGGUGCGGUUCAAGCUGAUCGAUCUAGACCAAGAACCUCAGAGAAUGUAUUAGCAUCAUCAAAGGACACAACACCACAGAACUACGAGAGAGUGGAAAGACCAAUCUCUUCAACAAGACACGCGAGUUCUUCAAGAAAAGCCAUUGUCUCGAGCGUUCGAGCUACUUCUUCAGCUGAUUUCACAGAGAACCGCUCGAGCAGAGUUGUCCCAAGCAAUGGACGUUCCUCAACCGCUCAACGUACUCAGCUUGUUCCUGACCCGACCACUAGACCAUCGUCUUCUUCUUUUGCCCGAGCUGCACCAUCGAGGACUGCUCGUGACAUCACGCUUCAGAGCUUUGAGCUACUCACCAUAGGGAAUGGGAAGAGGAAGUGAGAGGCUUUAUGAUGAGUGAGUGGAGGAAACUGUGACUUUUUUUUAUGGAUACUUGGUUUUUAUUUUUGCAAAAUUAUCGGUUUCCUAAUUUUAAGGAAUAAAACGAACAUCAUUUGAUUAAAAAUUAUAUGUGAUAAAUAUAUGGUCUUAAAGUUUUAACUCA
This is a messenger RNA of Eutrema salsugineum, 2254 nucleotides long. Its product is annotated as casein kinase 1-like protein 8. Gene Ontology annotation, molecular function: protein serine/threonine kinase activity; ATP binding. Bases 655 to 2091 code for a protein of 478 amino acids. The transcript has 14 exons. Gene Ontology annotation, biological process: signal transduction; endocytosis; peptidyl-serine phosphorylation. NCBI's taxonomy places the organism in Eukaryota, Viridiplantae, Streptophyta, Magnoliopsida, Brassicales, Brassicaceae. Gene Ontology annotation, cellular component: cytoplasm; nucleus. The record is from RefSeq and is a predicted model, not a curated record.